AUGGAUGGGUUCGAUGUCAAGCGAGCUCCCCCAGCCUACCUUGCUGUCAAACCAAUUGCAGAUCUCUUUGUCCUCGGUAUGGGGUUGGGAUGGACCAUCAACUAUAUCGGUAUGGUCUAUGUUUCCUUCCGAGACAAGACAUAUAGCAUGGCAAUCAUGCCGCUUUGUUGCAAUAUAGCCUGGGAAAUUGUGUAUGGACUAGUUUACCCUUCGAAAAGCCUCAUCGAGCAGGGAGUAUUCCUCAUUGGCUUGGCGAUCAAUCUGGGAAUCAUAUACGCUGCUAUCAAGCAUUCGCCGAACGAAUGGCACCACGCGCCUCUUGUCCAGCGUCACUUACCGCUGAUAUUCAUCGUGACGAUUGUGGGGUUUCUGACUGGCCAUCUCGCACUCGCAAGCGAGAUCGGUCACUCCCUUGCGUACUCUUGGGGUGCGGUCAUUUGUCAGCUGUUACUGAGUGUGGGAGGCCUUUGCCAACUGCUCAGUCGGGGCAGUGUUCGCGGCGCUUCAUAUACGCUGUGGCUUUCCCGGUUCCUCGGUUCCAGUUGCACGGUGGUUUUCGCCUCCCUGCGUUGGCGUUACUGGCCACAAUCGUUCGCGUGGUUGAAUAGUCCUUUGGUUCUGUGGAGCCUAGCAACUUUCCUUAUUGUCGAUGCCUCGUAUGGGAUUUGCUAUUGGUAUGUUCAACGGUGGGAGCAAGCAUACAUAUCCGGUCAGUAUGUCACACCUACUCCAUGUCAUCAUAUGAUCUGUAUGGCUAUGACAGCAGGGUAGAUUCAUCAUUUCUUAUUAGGCCGCCCAGAAUAGAUAUCAUUUCUCCAGCUCUUCACGACCUUGGCCGGACGGGCGCAGUCCGUACUAACGCCGGACCAACCCCAUGCUAAACAAUACAAUGAUAACUUUACACUAGAUUGGUUUGGCGCCAUUGUGUCCUCCUGGUUAUAAACAUCUCGUAGUCCGGAAAAUACUAUUCUCCGUCGCCACCCGAGUGCGCCAUGUGGUGCCAUUCGCAUAUUCAUCGUCGAGCCGAGUCUUCCAACCCAAGUUUUACAUAGGAUAACCAAAGCGCCAUGAGUCAAUAUGAGACCCGACAGGGCGAUUCAGGUUAAAGCCAACGAAGACAAUAGCAGUGCCUCCGAUGAUUGCUCAACAAUCGUCUCUUCCUGGCGCCAAUUAAUCCGCACGGAUUGAGGAUGCUUGAUAUCGGUACCGGAGCAAAACCGUGGACCAUGAAAAUGACGAUCAGAGCCCUACCCAAC
This is a messenger RNA of Aspergillus homomorphus CBS 101889, 1256 nucleotides long. RefSeq lists its product as uncharacterized. Gene Ontology annotation, molecular function: lyase activity. The coding region runs from base 1 to 771 and encodes 256 amino acids. The record is from RefSeq and is a predicted model, not a curated record. Lineage: Eukaryota; Fungi; Ascomycota; Eurotiomycetes; Eurotiales; Aspergillaceae. The transcript is spliced from 3 exons.